This is a messenger RNA of Choloepus didactylus (southern two-toed sloth), 1947 nucleotides long. RefSeq names its product haloacid dehalogenase like hydrolase domain containing 5 (gene HDHD5). The record is from RefSeq and is a predicted model, not a curated record. The transcript has 8 exons. Gene Ontology annotation, cellular component: mitochondrion. Lineage: Eukaryota; Metazoa; Chordata; Mammalia; Pilosa; Megalonychidae. Bases 173 to 1477 code for a protein of 434 amino acids. Gene Ontology annotation, biological process: glycerophospholipid biosynthetic process.
CGCUCCUCACCCCUGCACCUCUUCCCUUGGGUCCUCCUCGCCCAGACCGGCUCGGAGCUAGCGCCCGGGCCGUGGCCACGAAGGACUACAACUCCCGAGACGCCGCGCGCGCCGCCGCCCCCCAGCCGCGGAGGGCCGGCGCUGUCUGCAUGUGCGCGCGGCGGGCGGCCGGAUGGCUCUACGCGGCUGGAUCGCAGCGGCUCGCGCGGCCGCGGGGUUCCGGGGCCGCUGCCUCGCGAGGGGCUACGCGGCGGGCAGUGUUCAGAGCCCGCCCACCUUCGGCUUCCUGCUGGACAUCGACGGGGUGCUGGUGCGCGGCCACAGGGUGAUCCCCGCCGCCCUGGAAGCCUUCCGCAGGCUGCUGGACGCGCGGGGGCAGCUGCGCGUGCCCGUGGUCUUCGUCACCAACGCCGGGAACAUCCAAACGCACAGCAAAGCCCGGGAGCUGUCGGCCCUCCUGGGCUUCAAGGUGAGGCGGGAACCCCACUCCAGCUCCCACGAUGCCUCCUUCCUGUGCCUCGGGGAAGGUCACGGCCAGGUGGAGCCAGACCAAGUUAUCCUCUCUCACAGCCCCAUGAAGCUCUUCUCCCAGUUCCACGAGAAGCGGAUGCUGGUGUCUGGGCAGGGACCCCUGGUGGAAAAUGCCCGAGUACUGGGCUUCCGCAACGUGGUUACUGUGGACGAGCUGCGGACGGCCUUCCCCAUGCUCGACAUGGUGGAUCUGGAGCGGCGGCCCAAGACCACGCCCCUUCUGAGGAGUGACUUCCCAGCCAUUGAAGGGGUGCUCCUUCUUGGGGAGCCGGUGCGCUGGGAGACAAGCCUGCAGCUGAUCGUGGACGUCCUGCUCAGCAAUGGGAACCCUGGGACUGGCCUGGUGACAGCUCCCUACCCCCACCUCCCUGUCCUGGCCAGCAAUAUGGAUCUCCUUUGGAUGGCUGAAGCCAAGAUGCCCAGGUUUGGCCACGGCACCUUUCUCCUGUGCCUGGAGACCAUUUACCGGAAGUUGACGGGCAGAGAACUGCGAUACGAGGGCCUGAUGGGCAAACCCAGCAUCCUCACUUACCGGUACGCAGAGGACCUGAUCAAGCAGCAGGCGGAGAAGCGGGGCUGGGCUGCCCCCAUCCAGAAACUCUACGCUGUAGGUGACAACCCCAUGUCUGAUGUCUACGGUGCCAACCUGUUCCACAAGUACCUGCAGCAGGCGAAGCAUGACGGGGCAGAGGAGCUGGGGGCUCAAGGCCCGGGGAAACAGCAGCCCCUGGCACCCCAGAGCUGUGCCUCCAUUCUGGUGUGCACCGGCGUGUACAGUCCCAGGGACCCGGAGCCCGCAGAGCCCGCCCAGGGGGCAGGCGACCCUCCGUUCCACGGGCACCGGGACUUCAGCUUCAGUCCGGGGCUCCUGGAGGCGUCCCACGUGGUGAAUGAUGUGAACGAGGCCGUGCAGCUGGUUUUCCGGGAGGAAGGCUGGGCUUUGUAGCGAGGGCUGUGCAGUAGAGGCUACGGGGAGGGAGGGAGCCAGGAGCUGGCAGUGGACCCCUUGCCACCUCUGCCUGCUGGUCACUCGAAAGAAGAGAAAUGGCUUUUUCCUUGGCUGGGCAGAAGCCACAGAAACGUACCCUGAGUAGCAUUUUAGGUGUAACUCUCAGGGUUUCUGGACCCAGUGCCCAUUCUGCCUCAGCUGGCAGUCUGACCUCAGGCCAGUCCCUUCCUCUGUGCCUCAGUUUCCUUCCCAUUCUGGGAGGGACUUGUGACAGGAGGGGAGGUGGUGCGUACUCCUGUGGAAACCUCUCCAGGGCUCUCGCCAUCACGGAAGGAAUCCCCCAGGCCAGCAAGGUGUGUAGCUCACGCUCAGGUACUACUUUUUACUGUGAUUUAGUAUCUUGCCCAGGACUUUGGGGUUUAUUUUUUAAAAUUAAAAUAAUCAUAAUAAAUAUUAAUUAUGCUACC